This is a messenger RNA of Etheostoma spectabile (orangethroat darter), 2980 nucleotides long. RefSeq names its product calcium uptake protein 3, mitochondrial. Gene Ontology annotation, molecular function: calcium ion binding. Gene Ontology annotation, cellular component: uniplex complex. The transcript is spliced from 17 exons. NCBI's taxonomy places the organism in Eukaryota, Metazoa, Chordata, Actinopteri, Perciformes, Percidae. The coding region runs from base 57 to 1547 and encodes 496 amino acids. The record is from RefSeq and is a predicted model, not a curated record. Gene Ontology annotation, biological process: mitochondrial calcium ion homeostasis; calcium import into the mitochondrion.
CGCAAAGUUAUAAUCACGGCAGCACAGCAGCGGCAGCGGCAGCCACUACAGCAGUAAUGGCCGCGUUCCGCAGAGUGGCAGCGCUGGCCGGUAAGCUGAACCUCUUGUCGGCAGCGAGAAACGAGCUCGUUGGUGGUCAAACGGCCAGGGGAGGAAGAACACGGAGGUGUCUGGCUGUCGGGAUGUGUCUUGCAACGGGAGGCGCCGUGGCGCUCUACUUCUACAACGAUAUGACGGUCGGCAGAGGCAGGAAGAGGAUGGGGAGUCACAGCAUCAGCGGUUUGCUACCGUCCAUCCCGACCGUUGAAGCCAAGGAGAAGGCCCGUCUGUUUGAUUUUGAGGAUGGAGACGUGUACAUGUCGUCCCAUGAGCAUCGCUUCCGCAUGUUUAGCUCUGUAGAGUAUGAUGGGCAGCUGUACAUGACUCCACAGAACUUCAUCGAGUCGGUCACCAUGAACGAACCUCGAAUCAAGAGGCCCUGGAGGUCCCUGGCCAAACAGGAGCUGGAAAAGGUUUUGUCAGAAACUCCCCCAGUGUGGAGAGGGUCCUCCAAACUGUUCCGCAACCUGAGAGAACGAGGCAUCAUCUCAUACACAGAGUACCUGUUCCUGCUCUGCAUCCUGACAAAGCCCCAUGCUGGCUUCAAGAUUGCUUUCAAUAUGUUUGAUCAGACGGCAACAGGGGGAUGCAAGAGGGAGUUCUUGGUGCUUCAGGAGAUCUUCCGGAAGAAAAAUGAGAAGAAAGGGAGAAAAGGAGAUGCUGAGAAGUCGGCACAGUUGAGUAUGCAGCUCUAUGGAUAUCAGGUUGCCCCCAUGAACAGCGUGCUAAAAAAAGACAGUCAGGAGUUUGUGGCGCGGAGUUACUGGGACGUUCUGAGGCGAAGCGCCAGUCAAGUCCUCUUUUCUGACCUGGCGGAGGAUUUUACUCUCGAGCGUACAGAUGAGAGUAUCACAAUUGACACCACCCUGUUGGUCCAUUUCUUUGGGAAGAAAGGGAAGGCAGAGCUCACAUUUGAUGACUUCUACAGGUUUAUGGAUAACCUUCAAACAGAGGUGCUGGAAAUUGAGUUUCUGACCUACUCUAAAGGGAUGACCACCAUCAGUGAGGAAGACUUUGCCAAAAUCCUGCUUCGCUUCACCAAUGUGGAGAACAUCAGUGCCUACCUGGAGAAUGUCCGCCAGUGUAUACCUGACGAGAAGAAGCAGGAGGGAAUCACCUUUGAUGAGUUCAGAUCAUUCUUCCAGUUUCUCAACAACCUUGAGGACUUUGCCAUUGCAAUGCAGAUGUACAAUUUUGCUUCUCGCUCCAUUGGACAAGAUGAGUUUGCUCGAGCGGUGUAUGUCGCCACUGGGCUGAAGCUGACACGUCACCUUGUACACACCAUCUUCAAGAUCUUUGACGUGGAUCAUGAUGACCAGCUCUCCUACAAGGAGUUCAUUGGAAUAAUGAAGGAUCGGCUGCACAGGGGAGGCAGGGGUUAUAAAUCUCUGGAGCGUGCCACGUCUUUUAGAUCCUGUCUGAAGAGGGAGCUGGCAGGCAGCAGGUGAAGGGCCGACACUACAACUCCUUCUUCACUUGUGUUCGCUCUGGGGCCAGAAGACAAGUGCACCAGCUCUGGAAGAGGUACACAGAGAAGCCGUAGAGGAGGAGGGAGAAAAAAGGCAGAAAAUAACAUGAAGGAAAAAGUGUGAUGAUGGAAUAAAGUAAAACUUGAGCUCUGACUUUUCUAGCCAGUGGUGUAUGGUAACAUUGUAUUUUUUAAUGGCAGAUCUCCAUUCGACUUCCAAAGCAACUACAAUAACUACAAGCAUGCCUGCACACAGCUGACUGAUACUCUGCAUGAUGAUGAGCAUAUGUCCUGUUUUGGUUCCGGUUUUUCCAGUUGUCUUGAUCUGAUGCCAAAGUGCAUUACAAUUUAGAGUGUAUAUAAUAAAAAUUAGACUAUGACUUUACUCUCCAAGCAUGGCUCAACCUCAACAGUCAGUAGAACUGCAACUAAUGAUUAUUUCUCUAUUGGUUAAAUCUACCUUUUCAAAAAGCUGUACGAACAUUUUUAUAACAAUAGUAUAUAGCUAUAACUAAGCAAGUUACAGCAUGUUUAAAGUUUUACCAACCACAUUAUAUUUUAAAUUAUUAUUUUAAAUUAAUGAACAACAUUUUUCCAUUACUAAUUAAAACUAUAUAUAUAUGUGUGUGUGUUUUUAGGUAAGCAUAAUCAGCUGAACUGCUGCACUACAAACUUACAACUUUAAGAGCACAGCAGUAUUUAAAAAACAAAAAUCAGUUUGAAAAAAAUGAAUGAAGUCUUUUUUUAAAUCUAAUUAUCUAAUUUUUUUUUUUCUUACAUUUUGUUUGAUCUCAUCUAGCCAGUCGAGUUGAUGUGAUACUUUUGAUUGCGCUGAGAGAGUAUAUGAACACUCUUGCUACAGUAAGGAUGCUAUAUUAUCCUAAUAUACCUACCGCACCGAUUUAUUUGACAUUGGACGGGAUUUUGUAAUCUAGUAAUUGUAUCGUAAUUUCAAUAUUUGACAUGUCUUGAACCUGUUUUGUGUCUUAGUUGCAUGUAUGACAAUAUAUACUUUGUCUAUAUAUGACACAGAUGUCCACAUAGGUGCCUUCUUUCCAUUCCCCUUGUCAUCCGAAAAAUAGUUUCACAUUUUCAGCACAUAAUUUAGCACUAUGGAGCUUUUAACAGUAACAGAACUGCAAAACAUGUGCAUUGAUUGCAUUAUAUCUGUGAUUCAUCACCCAAUCUUUAAGGUUGUAAUAUAUUAUAAAUAAUUUAAUAUGAUUUUUUUAUGUCUUGGUGUGAAAUAUGGAAUAUAUUUUGAAUAUCAAGGAACACUAGACAUGAAAAAAUCGAAUGUUAUUCCUCAUAAUGUAAAUUAUUCUCAUCAUGUUGCAAUAAUUAAUGUAUUUGUCACCUCAGUGGAUCUGGUUGAUUAAUGUUCAUGCAUGAAUAAACUAUUUUGAGAAUACA